Messenger RNA from Saccoglossus kowalevskii, 1812 nucleotides. RefSeq names its product enhancer of mRNA-decapping protein 3-like. NCBI's taxonomy places the organism in Eukaryota, Metazoa, Hemichordata, Enteropneusta, Harrimaniidae. Gene Ontology annotation, biological process: P-body assembly; deadenylation-independent decapping of nuclear-transcribed mRNA. Gene Ontology annotation, molecular function: mRNA binding. Gene Ontology annotation, cellular component: P-body. The record is from RefSeq and is a predicted model, not a curated record.
GGGCAAUUUGCAAAGAUGUCCGAAGCAUUUGUUGGCUGUGUUGUAUCUCUACACUGUGGAGAUAUUUUAGGCACAUAUCAAGGCCAUGUUUCUAUGGUGGAUAAGACCCAGCAAACGAUAUCUCUCCAAAAAGCAUUUCGUAAUGGAGUGAAAUGUACUGUUCCAGAACUGACUAUCAGUGCAAUUGAUAUCAAAGAUCUUAAACUAUUGAAAACAGCUGAAGCUGUUGUUGAGGAAGAAAAGGAGCGGGAGAGGAAAAAAAAGAACUACAGUGUGAGAACACCAAAGAAAGGAUGUAGUUUAGACUCUGCAGAUAUCAAGAAAGGAAAAAGUGAGAUCAUAUCGGAGAAUAACAAUGCAGCAUUCCAUAAUGGAGUCAGUAUUUUACCUAAAAAGGUCUCCAACGGUACCUUUCAGCAGAGUUGUAGUAACAUUAAACUGCAUGGAGAGAAGUCACAUAGUUAUGGAGAUAAAAGCCAAAAUGGAGGAAAGUCUAAAAAGUCAGACUUUCUCCGGAGAUCAGACACUGCCCCAAGCAAACUGUCUGACUCUUAUAAAGGUUGUGUGGAGAAUGGUGUACGUCAGAAUGGUAGUAGCAGUAGCCACAAACUAGGUAGUAGUGAUAUUUCUUGUGUGAAAAUGACACCAAAGAAAGAUGAUUUGAGUAAUGGUCUGGUUCUAGGAGAUAGUUUUGAACUGACUGGAGGCAGACCACAAACACUGAAAGGUGAUGAGAGUCCAACUCAAGCUUAUGUCAGACAGAGGAUUAAUUCAGUAGGGUCUAGUGAUGUCAGGAGAAAGCCAAGUUCACCUCGGGUGAUAGAUCCAAGAAAUGGUCACAAAAUGAAGGUCAAAGACAUGGCUUGUUUUAGUGCACCAAUAGAUGAUUCCUACUUGGCAGAGUUUGAUUUUGAGUACAAUUUAGGCCUUUUUGACAAGGCUGCUGUUUUUGAAGAAAUCAAUAAAACCACAUCUCAUGAUGAUAUAACACUGGAAAAGCUGAAUAAGAAAAAGAAGAAUUAUCGAUUUGAUGAAAAUAUUUUGCAACCAGAUCCAUGUGCUUUGAAAGAUAUUAUAGUACCACCUAGUACUGGACAGCAUUAUUAUAAGACAGCCAAUGGAUCACAUAUUCCUGUUAUAGCCAGUGAUUUGAGAUCGCGAAUAUUCUCAGCUGCAGAAAAGUGUGGCCUGAGCUGUGAGAAAAGGACAGAGCUAGUAGGUCUAGCUGCAAGUCAGGUUGCAGUGGCAAAUCUUGGUGGUGCAAGCAGGCUAAGCCUUGAAAAUGUGCACCAGAGACCAACAAUUGUUGUGUUAUGUGGACCUCAUUUACAAGGGGCUCAGGGAGUGAAUUGUGCCAGACAUCUAGCAAAUCAAGGAGUGGAUGUUAUUGUUUUCCUGCCAAGUUUUGUUAAAAUGAUGGAAUGUCUGAUGACGGAAGUUGAAAUAUACAAGCUCACUGAAGGAAGUAUGAUAUCUUGCAUAAAAGACUUAUCCAAUUGUACAGUUGACCUGAUCAUCAACGCUUUAGAUUGUCAGGAAAAAUCGUUUUUGAGUGAUCAACAGUGGUAUAAAGAUGUGACAGAGUGGGCAAACAACAACAAAGCACCAGUGCUGAGUCUUGAUCCACCUUGCGUACAACAAAUAGAGACCAGAUUUACCUUAGCUGUAGGCCUACCUCUAUCAAUCACAUCCAAUGUAGGAACAGUGUACCUCUGUGAUGUUGGUAUACCAAAGAAAGUCUUCUCAGAGUUUGCUAUUCAGUAUGUAUCACCAUUCUGUGGUAAAUUUUACAUACUGCUUGACAAAGUAUAG